AUGCCUAAUGUUGUGCUUGAUCGAUUUUGUUUAUGUAUAUUACCUCAAAUUCAUCAUAAUCUUCAAUUUCUUCUUGUCGAACCAUCGUCAAUUGAACGUAUUGUUCUCGCUUGUGAUUAUCCUAAACUUCAUAAAUUAAUAUUAAAUUCGAUCAAACCUGAAGUUUUUAUAAAAUAUUUAGCGGAUAUGAAAAGAUUUGUUGAUACUGAGAUACAAACAAUUUAA
Rotaria sp. Silwood1 is the source of this 225-nucleotide messenger RNA. The record is from the annotation of a GenBank genome assembly. NCBI's taxonomy places the organism in Eukaryota, Metazoa, Rotifera, Eurotatoria, Philodinida, Philodinidae.